GAGCUAAUAGGACAAAAACAAAACCCACGUGUUGACAUCUUCAGUUGUGUUUUUUAUAAUCUAUUUGAUCUCCAGCUUGUAUCAUCUGUUAAUUUUGUUAUUUAAUUUAAUCUAUUGGCCAUGUCUUCAGAUGAUGAGUCUACCGUAUCAACAAAAAAAGAGCGUACAAGUUUGCGCGAUGCUCGUGAAGGGAAGACUAUUUUUGUUAAAAGCCUUUCUUUCGACUGCAAGAAAGAUGAUUUGGUCAAUUUCAUGACUGAAUUUGGUGAAUUGGAAUAUUGUAUGUUUUGUAAAGAUGAAUUUGGCCAUCCAAGAGGAACUGCUUUUGUGAAGUUUGUUAACAAAGAAGAUGCUGAUAAAUGUUUAGCAUCCUAUAGAAACGAACCUCAGAAAUUCGUUUUAGUUAAUCGCAAAUUUGAAGUAUUUCUAGCUGUUACCAAAGGUAAAGCUCAAGAAUUGAGUCAAAAGAGAAAAACUAAGCUACGAGAUAAACGGAAUCUGUAUCUAGCUAAAGAAGGGUUAAUUUAUCCAGAUUCUCCUGCUUCCGAAGGUGUCAGUCAAAAUGAUCUAAAAAAGAGAUUACAGCUUGAGGUGGCCAAACGAUCUAAACUUGGAAAUCUGAAUAAUUUUGUUUCCCGUAAUCGACUUUGUAUUCACAAUAUUCCCGAAGAUUACACAGAUAAGCAGCUGAGAAAUUUGUGUUUAAAAGUUAUUGAUAAUUCCAAAGCUAAAAUAACUGAGGCAAAAAUUAUUAGAAACGUCAAUCAGGCGGGUCUAGGUAAAUCGAGUGGUUUUGGUUUUGUCACUUUCUCGAGCCAUGCUGAUGCACUCCAAUGCUUACGACGUUUAAACAAUAAUCCAAAUACUUUUACUGCUCAUAAGAGGCCGAUUGUUGAAUUUUCAAUUGAGAAGUUAUCUGCUGUAAGAAAAAAGCGUAAAAAUGGUGAUUUCCACACAGAACAAGAUCAUACAGAUUUUACCGAUAUUCCAGACGAAGAGAUGGAUUAUAUGGGUGUAAAAGCGAAACCAUUCAAAGAAGAUGAACCUAUUGUACUCCCCAAGGUUAAUCGAAAAAUGUAUGAAAAUAUGGAAAAACUGAAAAAACGUGGUAAAUCGCUUCGACAAGAGGCCAAAAAGAUGAAAGUAAUGAAGCAAAUAAAGGAGGCUAAAGCAAAUCGUCAAAAGAAAAUAGAGAACAAACAAGAAGCAAACGAAUGGAGGAAGCUAAAAAUGAAGAAAAUGAAAAUGCAAAAAAAUGGAAAUAAAAAAAACCAUUAUGAUUGAUUAUUGUUCAUUUUUGCAAUUUCAAAUAUGUAAGUAAAUGUUAAUUUAACUGGUCAAUUUUACAGACACAGUAGCUAUUUCAAAAUAAAUAACUAUGCUUUAAUUGUUGUUUUAUUGUAAUAAUUAUUUGAUUUUUCUUACAAAUUAGUAAAAAUGCAACUAACAAAAGCUUUGUAAGCUUCAAACCUGUAAGGCAGUCAGUGAAUAAAAGUUUAAAAGACAAUUAUUAA
Messenger RNA from Tetranychus urticae (two-spotted spider mite), 1514 nucleotides. Its product is annotated as RNA-binding protein 28. Gene Ontology annotation, molecular function: mRNA binding. Gene Ontology annotation, cellular component: nucleolus. Lineage: Eukaryota; Metazoa; Arthropoda; Arachnida; Trombidiformes; Tetranychidae. The record is from RefSeq and is a predicted model, not a curated record.